Molecule: messenger RNA, 2844 nt
Organism: Fusarium graminearum PH-1
Lineage: Eukaryota; Fungi; Ascomycota; Sordariomycetes; Hypocreales; Nectriaceae
Product: galactose oxidase precursor
Exons: 1
Coding region: 1-2844 (947 amino acids)
Molecular function (GO): protein binding
Source: RefSeq, a predicted model, not a curated record
AUGGCUCCAGCAUACGUUCACACUGGCGUCCUCCCAGUUGACAAGCCGGAAGAAGCCCCCAAGAGCAAGUCAUCCAAGGUGGACACCAAGUCCAAGUCCAAAUCCGGAUCAAAACCAGACGACACUGUCCACACAGCCAAGCACGGAGGCGAUGAUGACUCCGAGUCUGGCUCAAGUGGAAAGAAGAAGCAAAAGGGCAAGGAUAAGAACAAGGGCAACGGCGACAACCCUGGAAAACACUCUGGCGACGAUGAUGCCUCCAAGUCAAGGACCAAGAGUGAGGAUUCCAAACCAACAUCAAAGUUAACUACCUCCAACACUUCUACCUCUGGUACAGCGCCUCUCCCAACUAGUGUCAAUACACGCCCAACGACUGGCAGACAUUCUGGUGACGACGAUGACAAGAAGUCCAGAAGCAAAACUGAAGACUCUCCUCGAUCUGGGUCUCCUAAACCCACAUCGACAUCGGAUGCUUCAUCCAAGGGCAGUGGCAAAGGCAAAGGCAAGGGUAACGAUGGUUCUGGAAAGCACUCUGGUGAUGAUGAUGCCACCAAGACCUCUUCCAAGAAGGGAUCCAAGGAUGACUCUGCCAAAGCCGACGACUCCAAGUCUGCCAAAUCUGCCUUCAAAAAGUCAAGUAGCACUCCUCGCCACCCAAGAGGUAUCACAGCAACCCACCAAUCCGGCUCAACCUUUGAUCCCAACAGCGCCAAAGGCGGCGGCAAGAAUGGCCCAGGGUUCUUCAAACCCUUUGAGCCUCCCAAGUUAAACAACGGUUACAUCCAAGCCGUUCCUCCUCAGGCUAGCCAGAAGAACAGCAAGUCUAGCCCCAAGGUGAAGCCCAAGCCCCGGCUCAAUGGCAAAGUCAGUGGUCCCUUUUCUUCCCUUCGCAAGCGAGAGCAAUUACUGAGUCUGAGAGCAGCGGCACCCUUGGAGAGCGUAACCAUUGAUCGCUCCAAGUGGAAGGCGACGUGCGAUAGCGUGCAUGAGGGAGAUGAGUGUCAGAAUGCCAUCGAUGGGAAUGGGGAUACCAUUUGGCAUACGCAGUGGGAGGGGACUGAGCCUGCGCCGCCUCAUAUGAUUACCGUGGAUAUGAAAAAGGUUUAUAAUGUGAAUGGAAUUUCUAUGCUUCCGAGACAAGAUGGUUCGCAGAAUGGAUACAUUGCCCAACACCAGGUUUUCUUGAGCAAGGAUAACCAUAAUUGGGGUUCUCCAGUGGCAUAUGGAACAUGGUAUUCCGACUACACAACCAAGUAUGCCAACUUUGACACACAGCCCGCACGAUAUGUCAGGCUCGUUGCCAUCACUGAGGCGAACGGUGGUCCUUGGACAAGUAUUGCCGAGCUCAAUGUCUACCAAGGGAAUGACUACACUGCCCCUCAACCAUCUUCACUGGGAGCUUGGGGACCAACCGUCAAUUUUCCAGUCAUCCCUGUCGCUGGUACUGUUGAUCCCAAGACUGGAAAAGUUCUCAUCUGGUCAUCUUGGGCUCGCGACACCAUGGACGGAGGUCCCGGCGGUUUGACUCUCACUUCGAUGUGGGAUCCAGCUACUGGCCUCGUUGCAGAGCGUGACGUUACUGAGACAAACCACGACAUGUUCUGUCCAGGAAUUUCUCUCGAUGGAAAUGGACAGCUUGUAGUGACAGGAGGUAACAACGCCGAACGCACAAGUCUGUUCGAUCCUGUCAAGCAAGCUUGGAUCCCUGGCCCAGAUAUGAAGGUUGCUCGAGGAUACCAUGCUUCCGCAACGACUUCCACUGGUAAAGUCUUUACCAUCGGAGGAUCUUGGAGCGGCGGCGAGUAUUUCAAGAACGGCGAGGUGUAUGAUCCCAAGAAGAAGACGUGGACACUUCUCAACAAGGCCGAUGUGCAAAAGAUGCUCACUGCCGAUACUCAAGGGCUGUUCCGAUCUGAUAACCACGCUUGGUUGUUCGGUUGGAAGAAGGGGACCGUGUUUCAAGCCGGGCCAAGUCAGGCGAUGAACUGGUACUACACGGAUGGAAAAGAUGGCAACGUCAAGACUGCUGGAAAGCGACAAUCGGAUCGUGGAGUUGCUCCUGAUGCGAUGUGUGGCAACGCCAUAAUGUUUGAUGCUGUCAAGGGCAAGAUUCUCACCAACGGUGGAACUCCCAACUACCAGGACUCUGAUGCGACAGCCGAUGCGCACAUAAUCACCAUCAACAACCCUGGUAACAAGGCUGAUGUUUCAUAUGCGAGUGAAGGUCUCUAUCACGCCCGUGUAUUCCACAGUUCGGUUGUUCUUCCCAACGGUAACGUGUUUAUUACGGGUGGUCAAGAGUACGCCAUUCCCUUUGCAGAUUCGAUGCCUGUCCUGGAGCCAGAGAUGUAUCUUCCUGAUGAAGAUCGCUUCGUUUUGAUGAAACCCAACAACAUUGUGAGGACAUAUCACAGCAUUGCACUUCUCCUUCCUGACGGUCGAGUCUUUAAUGGUGGCGGCGGUCUCUGUGGUGGGUGUGACACAAACCACUUCGACGCUCAGCUAUACACUCCUCCGUAUCUGUACGAUUCCAAGGGCAGACUGGCUACGAGACCAAAGAUAGCAUCCGUGUCUGUUUCCACAGUCAAGGUUGGCGGAACGGUUACUGUCCAGACGAGCGGAGCUGUAGUGCGGGCUUCCCUUGUGCGAUACGGAACAGCGACGCAUACUGUCAAUAGCGAUCAGCGUCGUGUACCUCUGACUUUGAGCAACGCUGGGAAGAAUUCGUACUCGUUCCAGGUGCCUAGUGAUCCUGGUGUUGCUUUGCCUGGGUAUUGGAUGUUGUUUGUCAUGGAUAAGAAUGGUGUACCGAGUGUUGCUUCUACUAUCAAGGUAACAGGUUAG